UGGCCCGCGCGGCCACGGCCGCAACGACGCGUCGCCGGGGGGGCUCACUCGAGCCCGAGCCCUCCGCGACGGCAACGCCAGGUCGUCGCGUCCGCCCCGCCAGCCCUUGAGCACGCCUCCCGCAUACCGAUGACUGCACUCGGCUCUCGACUGCUCCACCGGCUCCUCCACAGGCUCUCGCCGUCGGCCCCGGCGCGCUGCGACGGCGCGCCGCCGGCUCCCACCGCGGCGUCCGAGCUGGAGGGAAAGGUGACGCACCUGAUGGAGCUGCUCAAGGCGCAUCAGUCGCGGGACGCGGAGGCGUCGCGGCUGCAGCAAGCGCUGCAGUGCCAGGAGGAGGCGGACGCCGCCAAGCUCGUCGAGCUGAUGCGACGGCAGGAGGCGGCGAGCGCGGCGGCGGUCGAGGAGGCCAAGGCUGCGAUCGAGGCGCAGCUGGUCGAGCGAUUCCGCGAGGAGCAGGCGGCGGCGGCGGAGGCGCACUCAGCGCAGCUGCAGCAGCUGAGCGCGGAGCACUCGACGCAGCUGCAGCAGGCAGCGGCCCUCCUGGAGGCGCAGGCGCGCGAGAAGUUUGAGACGGCGGUCGCGCACGAGAGGGUGAUUGGAGCAGGCGGUGCUCGCAGAGAGGCUGGCGUAUCUCUCCGCCCUCAAGCAGCUCGAGCUCGACGUCGACGUGCUCACACGCGUCCUGGCGCCUACUGUAUACUUGAUGCAGAGCUUUCCGACGUCAUUGUGUUUGCCGCUCCGCGCUCGACGCCUGCCGCCGCGCGCGCCCGCGCGCCACCCCUUUUGCGCAGCAACACCUUAAAUUUCAUGGCCCUCCAAAUUCGGGUCGGAGCGUAGCGG
Messenger RNA from Emiliania huxleyi CCMP1516, 843 nucleotides. RefSeq lists its product as hypothetical. The transcript has 3 exons. Bases 130 to 840 code for a protein of 236 amino acids. The record is from RefSeq and is a predicted model, not a curated record. NCBI's taxonomy places the organism in Eukaryota, Haptophyta, Isochrysidales, Noelaerhabdaceae.